GAAGCAGCAGUUCUCGCCGGUGAAAGAAACCAACGUUGUGAAAACUUCAUUAUAAAGCUUUGAAUUAUAAUUUGAACACGUGAAAUACAUUUACAACAACCAUUCUCUACACCGCUUUCGUCCCUUGUUUCGCCGGAACAUGUCGAUGUGUAUAUGAAUUGGAGCAUUGUGUGGACCUUACAUUUUUGAAGGAGAAACAAGUGGAGCGAGUGAGUGACACAAGGGUAUGAGUGCCCGCAGGAGAGGAGGAAAGCCCAACCGGGGAGGAGGCAAAUUCAACAAACCCCGAGGAGGUGGUGGCGGAGGAGGGGGCGGAGGGGGUAGGAAAGGAGGGGGCGGCGGUGGAGGCAGUGGCUGGGACGAUGGAGAUGAUUUCUGCCUCAACAUGGGCCCACCACGCUCCCACAAGCCCAAUGCCGGCAGUGGCCGCGGCCGGGGCAGGGGUAGGGGUGGCCGGGGAGACGGUAGAGGAGCGGGUGGGGGGUUUAGGGGUGGCCGGGGAGAUGGCAGAGGAGGGGGCGGGGGGUUUAGAGGUGGCAGUCGGGACGGCAGGGGAAGAGGGUUCGCUCAGCCUCCUUUCCGCGGCCAGAGCCGCCCACGGCCGGACGAUACGUUUCUGCAGCAGUUCAGGGCUGAGCAACCGGCUGCCUCCAUGCCCCUGCAGAAGAUCCACAUGACCUCAGAGAACCAGCUGCAGGUGAAGGAACUGCUGAGAGAACUGCAGAGCCAGGAGUACAACACCGGCCACAGUGGCUCGGAGUAUGACGAGGAAGAAGAGGAGUAUGAGGAGGAGGAGGAGUAUGAUGAGCUGGAUGUGCGUGAUGAAGGACAGUACUGGAGGACGCGUGAGGAGGGUGUGGAGAGCGCUGAGGCGUAUGGGGAGUGGGAGUACGGGGAGCUGGAAGGGGAGGAGAGUGACGCACGCACCCCCGAACCCGUCGCCUCCCUCUUCGCUCUGGGCACACUCAGCAGGUACGGCUUUGACCGCGAGCGGUGUCGGCGCGUGUUUGAGUCGGGCCCGGGCGAGGUGGGCGGCUCUCUGGAGCUUCUCCUCCAUCAGCUGAUCUCGGAUCGCUACGGCGCCGCCUCCAUGUCCCCCGCCACCUCCGACCCGCCGUCCCUCGCCGAGUGCCAGAGCCUGCGCCAGGAGGAGGCCCUCGCCCUCACCGCCAUCUACGGAGAGCGCUUCUGCGAGCGCAUCAUCGACCGCGUCUGGACCGUCGACCUAGACCCCGAGUUGCUCCCGGGAAUCGUGCGUGAUGAGCAGAGCAGCAGCGCUGGCAAGUCGACCAAUCAGGCCAAGCGGGGGGCGAGUGGCGGCAAAUCCUCCUCCUCCUCAUCUUCUCAGAUUUGCAAGUUCUACCUGAAGGGGGCUGGGUGCAGGUUUGGUGAUCGCUGCAAGUUCAAGCACCAGCUCCCGGGGGAAGACAAGGUGGUCCAUGACCCACUCGGAGGCACCCAGGCGGGCUUCAGCAGUGCGGACGCCCCCCUCUAUCAGCUGGAGGUGCGCUUCCCCCCCGGCAACCGCUACCCUCACGAGCCCCCGCUGGUGGCCUUCGGCACGAACGACCCCUCCCUCUCGGGGGCGGGACGUCUCAGCGUGACGGAGUACCUCUUCGGCCUAUCGAUGAACGCCGCUCAGGACGGCGAGCCGGUGGUCUACACGCUCAUCUCCGCCCUGGAGGAGGAGGAGCCUAUCAGAGAGAUGUUCGCAGUGGCGCAUCACAAAUAUAGUGCCCCGCCCCCUGUAUUGGCCCCGCCUCCAACAACUCAUGUGGCGGCAAAGAGCAAGGUUACCACGACGACCAACGCUGGGGCUGUAUCCAAGACAACACCAACACCAACACCACCAGCAGCAGUUAACAGUGUCAGAAACAGACAGCCAGCAGCGGAGCCUGAGCGUGAGGAAGAGGAGGAGGAGGAGGGUGCGGAGGAUGAGGAGGAGGACCAGACGGUGGAGGUGGAGACGGAGAGCUACGUGAACUUCAGGAAGAGGAUGGAGAGGAGGAAUGAGGCCAGACCCCAGGACACGGAGCAGGAGGACAAGAAGCUCUGCAGGGACUUCAAAAGGAAACAGUCGUCCAGGCGCUACAUGUCUCUGCAGCAGCAGAGGCACAACUUGCCGGUGUGGAAGGAGAGGAAGAACAUCCUGCAGCGCCUGGAGGACAACCAGAUGCUGGUGAUCAGCGGCAUGACCGGUUGUGGUAAGACCACCCAGAUCCCACAGUUCAUCCUGGACGAGUCCCUCGGCCGUCACUCAGGAAGGGGCGUGGCCAACAUCAUCUGCACGCAGCCUCGCCGCAUCUCAGCCAUCGCCGUAGCAACGCGCGUCGCCGAGGAGAGGGCGGAGCCUCUGGGACGCUCCACGGGCUACCAAAUCCGCCUGGAGACCGUCAGGUCCUCCAGUACCAGACUGCUGUUCUGCACCACCGGUGUGCUCUUGAGGCGUCUGGAGGGGGACCCAGAGCUGACCGGUGUCUCGCACGUCAUCGUAGACGAGGUGCACGAGCGCACGGAGGAAAGUGAUUUCCUGCUGCUGGUGUUGAAGGAUCUGAUCCUGCAGCGUUCUGACCUGAAGAUCAUCAUGAUGAGCGCCACUCUGAACGCUGAGCUCUUCUCCCACUACUUCCACACCUGCCCCACCAUACACAUACCAGGACGCACAUUUCCUGUGGCCCAGUUUUUCCUGGAGGAUGCUAUUGCCAAAACAAGGUACGUCAUAGAGGACGGCAGCCCUUACCGUCGCUCUGCCAAACCCAACGGCCAAUCCGGCGGCCGAGGGGGCGGGACCACUAAGAAGAGGGACCUGGUGGACGACAUGACACAGGAUGACGGCUGGUCCUUCGGCUCGUUCAUGAAAAAGGAUGCGGUGAAGGACACCAUCCCUGAUGACCAGCUGAGCUACCAGGACCUGCAGGUUCGAUAUAGCGGUUGCUCCAAGUCUGUGCUGAAGACGCUGGCUGCCAUGGACCUGGAGAAGAUCAAUAUGGAUCUCCUAGAGGAUCUGCUGGAGUGGAUAGUGGAUGGAGACCACGACUACCCACCAGGUGCAGUGUUGGUCUUUCUACCCGGCAUGGCUGAGAUCAAACAGUUGUACGAACAGCUUCAGUCCAACAGGACCUUCAACAACAGAACAGCAAAAAGGUGCGUGGUGUACCCUCUGCACUCCUCCCUGGCUAACGAGGAGCAGCAGGCGGUCUUCAAGCGGCCACCAGAGGGCGUCACCAAGAUCAUCAUCUCCACCAACAUCGCCGAGACCUCCGUCACCAUCGACGACGUGGUCUAUGUGGUGGACUCCGGCCGGAUGAAGGAGAAGAGGUAUGACGCCAGCCGCAGCAUGGAGAGCCUGGAGGAUGCCUGGGUGUCGCGGGCCAACGCGUUACAGCGUCGGGGGCGUGCGGGGCGCGUGGCUUCAGGCGUGUGCUUCCACCUGUUCACCAGCCACCGCUACGACCACCACCUGGCCCAACAGCAGCUGCCCGAGAUCCUCCGCGCCCCCCUCGAACAGCUCUGCCUCAGGGUGAAGGUGCUGGAGCUGUUUGCCGAUCGUCCUCUGGAGUCGGUCUUCUCCCGUCUGAUCGAGCCGCCGUCGGAUACCAGCCUGGAAGCGGCGCGACAGCGCCUGUGUGACGUGGGCGCCAUGACGGCGGCCGACGAGGCCCUGACGCCGCUGGGGUGGCACCUGGCCUGCCUGCCCGUGGACGUGCGCAUCGGCAAGCUCAUGCUGCUCGGAGCCAUCUUCCGCUGCCUGGACCCCGCCCUCACCAUCGCCGCCAGCCUUGCCUUCAAGAGCCCAUUUGUGUCUCCAUGGGAUAAGAGAGAGGAGGCGAAUGAGAGGAAGCUGAGUUUUGCUUUGGCCAACAGUGAUCACCUGGCUCUGAUCCAGGCCUAUAAGGGUUGGUGCACAGCAGCUAAGAGCAGCACAGGGGCAGGAUUCCAAUACUGCAGAGAGAACUUCCUAUCCUCACGAGGCCUCCAGGAGAUAUCGUGUCUGAAGAGGCAGUUUGCGGAGCUCCUGUCUGACAUUGGCUUUGUGAAGGAGGGACUGAAGGCCAGGGUCAUCGAGAGGAUGAGCUCCAAAGGCACCGACGGGGUACUGGAGGCCACCGGACACGAGGCGAACCUGAAUGCUGACAACACCAAGCUGAUGUCUGCCAUGCUGUGUGCCGCCCUCUACCCCAAUGUAGUGCAGGUUCGUGCCCCGCAAGGCAAAUUUAAGCAGACUAGCAAAGGAGCGAUGAAAAUGCAGCCUAAAGCAGACGAGCUCAAAUUCAUGACCAAGACCGAUGGAGCCGUGCACAUACACCCUUCAUCUAUCAACUACACGGUGCGCCACUAUGACAGCCCGUACCUGGUGUACCACGAGAAGGUGCGCACGAGCCGUGUGUUCAUCCGGGACUGCAGCAUGGUGAGCGUGUACCCGCUGGUGCUGUUCGGGGGCGGCCAGGUCAGCGUGGAGCUGCAGCGAGGCCAGUUCACCGUCUCCCUCGACGACGGAUGGAUCAAGUUUGCCGCCGCAUCACACGAGGUGGCCGAGCUGGUGAAGGAGCUGAGAUGGGAGCUGGACCAGCUGCUAGAGGAGAAGAUCAAGAACCCCAUGAUCGACCUCAUCACCUGCCCACGAGGAUCACGCAUCAUACACACCAUAGUCUCCCUCAUAUCCACACAGUAGCACACACACACACACACACACACACCAGUAUCGACCUCAUCACCUGCCCACGAGGAUCACGCAUCAUACACACCAUAGUCUCCCUCAUAUCCACACAGUAGCACACACACACACACAUAUGGACCUGAUCACAUGCACACAAAGAUCAGGCAUAACACACACACACGCACACACACAGCGCUUGUGCAUCAUAUAUGCUGGUCUUGGCCACUGUUAACAUAUUCAGUGGUUACUCUCACUGUCUCUCUUGCUCACAAACACGCACACCUUGACCCAUGUACACACAAACAUUAUCUACUAAACUGUACUAGUAGAUGCCCUGUGCCCUAUUUCAACCCAUCAACACACCGCAAGGCUGCCAUUCUCCGUAUUUAUUCAUUUUGGCAGACCCAAUGUUACGUAACCCUCAGAGAGCCGAGACGUUUCAAAAUGUCUGAUGGCCAGAGUGAAACUACAACUUUGACCUGACACACUGGUGUACAUGUAGUUACCCUAUGCUCACGGUGAACAAGGUAUUCACAUGGACAUAAGCCAAGCCCAUCAGUCUGAGCUGCCAAAUGUAUCUCAACUCAGUUUACAAGUACAUGCUCUGACAUGAUUGUACGUAUAUAUGAGUGUGAGUGAGUGUGUGUGUGUGGAAGAGAGGCAGUGUUUUCUAUACCCUCUUACUGGCUUGUGUGAGCAAGAGCACAAGAUUUGCGUGUAAUAAUAGUGUCCAUAUUGGACCCGGACUGUCCUUUGAUGAAUUACUGUAAUUAUAAUUGCACGUAACGAAUGGUCCUCGUCCCAAAUCAUGGUAUUUAUGUGCCCAAGGACUUGUGUGGAUAAAGCGCACGUCGUGGCUGUUUUGAUACACGCACAGCUGUUGUGCUACCCAUGAUGAUGACGAUGACGAAUAAAUAAGAGUCAACUCUCAUUCCUAA
Engraulis encrasicolus (European anchovy) is the source of this 5595-nucleotide messenger RNA. RefSeq names its product DEAH (Asp-Glu-Ala-Asp/His) box polypeptide 57 (gene dhx57). The coding region runs from base 227 to 4672 and encodes 1481 amino acids. The record is from RefSeq and is a predicted model, not a curated record. Gene Ontology annotation, cellular component: intracellular anatomical structure. The transcript has 24 exons. Lineage: Eukaryota; Metazoa; Chordata; Actinopteri; Clupeiformes; Engraulidae. Gene Ontology annotation, molecular function: ATP binding; protein binding; RNA binding.